CAUUUCACCCCGAGAAGGAAUGUUGGCAAAGAUUUCCACCACAUGGAAUCUGCUGUUGAAUUCCACAUGGGAUUUAAGCUGUUGGGUCCUGAGACUUUAUUCAGCAGUUUGAAACAAUUCCACAGCUUUGCUCAUUCCCUCUCCCACUUGGGACUAAUGCACAGACAUGAACACCUAUUGAGGAAAACCACAAGAACUUCAACCAGAUACUACGGGAAAAAAGAGUUCUGUUCCACAGUCAUCAGGUCAGUAGUUUCCUAACUUCCAGUCACCUUGCGUCUGCUGCAAUGAAGACUGUGCACUCAAUGCUUCUCCUGCUGCUCUUCGUGCCUCUGAUACAGCCAACACCACAGACGCAGCUGGACUCACACGUUAACUAUGAGUAUGGAACAGACAAUUCUGAAGAAACCAAAUUUAGCCAGGAUUAUGAAGAGAAAUACCUGGAUGGGAAAAGUAUUAAGGAAAAAGAAACUAUGAUAAUUCCUGAUGAGAAAAGUAUUCAGUUACAAAACGAUGAAGUUAUACCAUCAUUACCCACCAAGAAAGAAAAUGAUGAGAUGCCCACAUGCCUGCUGUGUGUGUGUUUAAGCGGCUCUGUCUACUGUGAGGAAGUUGACAUUGAUGCUGUCCCACCACUGCCAAAGGAAUCAGCUUAUCUUUAUGCACGAUUCAACAAAAUUAAAAAGCUGACUGCCAAGGAUUUUGCAGAUAUGCCUAACCUAAGAAGACUUGAUUUUACGGGAAAUUUGAUAGAAGACAUAGAAGAUAGUACUUUUUCAAAACUUUCUCUGUUAGAAGAACUUACGCUUGCCGAAAACCAACUACUAAGACUUCCAGUUCUUCCUCCAAAGCUUACUUUACUUAAUGCCAAAUACAACAAAAUCAAGAGUAAAGGAAUUAAAGCAAACACAUUCAAAAAACUGAAUAAACUCUCUUUUCUCUAUUUGGACCACAAUGAUCUGGAAUCUGUGCCUCCUAAUUUACCAGAAAGUCUACGUGUAAUUCACCUUCAGUUUAACAGCAUAUCGUCAAUUACAGAUGAUACAUUCUGCAAGGCUAAUGACACUCGUUACAUUCGGGAGCGAAUUGAAGAGAUUCGCCUGGAGGGAAAUCCAAUUGCUCUGGGAAAGCAUCCAAACAGUUUUAUCUGCUUAAAAAGAUUACCUAUAGGGUCAUACUUUUAACCACCAUCAAUGCAGCUUAUAAUCUAAAGUACAUGUACCUAAUGUCUAAAGGAACAUAAACAUUAGUUUAACAUUAUCAUUUUAUCUCACUAUGAUGGAAUUCUAUGUUUAAACAAAAUGUCCAAAAUUCUUAUACGUAAUUACAAAAAUAAUCCAGCCUGAAUCUCUUAGUUCAAAACAAAAUAAUGUAAAAUUAAACAGCAUUCCCAAUUUCCUUGUGGUUAUACAGACUGCCAUCUAAACAGCAUGCUCUUAUACAAACACUUGCUUGAGAUAUGCCAUUCCCAUGACUAAUGAAGUAAGAGAAUUCCAAGAAACUUUUAACUGUUUGUCUUUUUUUAACAUUUACUGCAUCUCAACAGCAUUUAAGACAGAUGUUCCAAAACCUGUGCAAAGCCAAGUGUGGCCAAUGACCUUCCACCAACUGUAUGAUCCGUUGGCAUUCUCUGUAGAGCAGAAACAUCCUUUCUGUCGAGGCAGCUACUUCACUGUAUUUCCUCACUCAGCCUAAGGAAAGGGGAGCCACAUGUAGGCAAACCUUUCCAGAGAAAGUAAAAUUUUUCUCUUUGGUACAGAGCCAAUUUAGAAAAGUUCAAUUUUCUGCUUUGAGUUCACAUGGAUAGUCUUUAGUCAAUUACUUAAAAAAAACUUUGCAGGAAAAAAGUAAAUUCCUGCCCAUUUCUCAAAGAUUAAUGAGGUUCCUUCACUUAAAGAUUUGAUGCUCCAACGGUCGGUAGUAUAGGGGCUUUCCAGGUGUUCAGCGGUCUCUAUAAAUUGGCUAAGUUUUAGAAGCUAUGCUUAGUGCUUCCCAUAAUUUCAAUUAACUCAGUCAUUCUGGAUUUCUGACGGGGUUGAAGACCUAUAGUCUCAUAGCCAAUCCUGGCUAUUUACUUUGAGAGAAAAGAUCUGAAUGGAUGGUUUUCAGCUGACAUUCAUUCUAAAGCCAAGAAAAAAGCCAGGUUCAAAACUAAGUGUUUUAGUUAGGAGAGAUGACAGAGGGUCUGGUUUGUCAACAAAAUGAUGGACUGGGAAUUAGGACUAUCUUGUACCUCACUGGUACAAUUAGGAAUAAUUAUGCUCUAACUGUAUUUUGAGAGAAAAGUUUUAUUUUAACAGGAAGAGUGAUAUGUAGGAGGAGCUAAGGGGGAAGGAAUACAGAGAGGAAAAGACGGAGUAAGGAGAGGAGAAGAUGAAGGAGAGGAGAAGCUAGGUGAUGAGAGAGAAAAAGAGAGAGAAAGAGGAGGGGCCAUGGAGGCAGAUGUUCAUGUGUCUCCACCAGUCAAAGAUAGUUGAUAUAUCUAGGUUGGGUAUUGGGUUACACUUCUGAUUGAGCAUUACCAAACUUAUAAAGCCUUUGAUUAACAUUUUAAAAAAAUUGCAUAAAAGCAAAAAGGAAAAGGGGGCUUGGGAUAGGAGUUUUCUAGGGAGGGAAAAUGGGGAAAGGGGAUGGCAUCUGAAAUGUAAAUAAAAUAUAAAAUAAAAAAAAGAAUGGAAAAAAUUCUCAAAUAUGAAAUAACUGUAAACUUUUUCACAGUAUAGGAAUUUGUUCAAACAUAAGAAAUGAAAACAAAGUCUAUUUUGUUGUGCUGUGUGCAGUUUCACCUGUACCAACUGAAUAUUCCCAAUUCUAGCCCAAGAGCACCAUUUCUCAAUGGUCAUGAUUUCCAGAUACAUGUAAUAGUGAAAACCCAAUCUCCAGUCUAAUAGUGAUAACUGAACAAUUCAGACCAAAAUUAAGCUUCAGAGAAAAGUACAAAGCCCACUCACAGAUAUUAGUCUACAUAUUACUUUGGAGUUGAAUACAAAAUGAUCAGUGUUUUAGAAAUAUUCAUCUUUUAUAUAUAAAAGUACCAAUAUCAUUCCCAUUAUAAGUUAUACAUUAGUCUCUACAUGUUCAUCCUAGAACAUUCAUUUUAAGCAUUUGGUUGUUUUCUUCCAACCCAGACUGACUGCUCUCUCAUCUGUUAAGACUGACCUGAGAUGAAACUUUUCAUUAAAGCAUCUGUGAUCUGUCAGGCCACAACUAUUACUCUAGCAAUGUCUAAUAGCAUGUUCAUUCUUAUAAGUUAAUUAGAGUAACUUAUCCCACUGUAUCGUUUUGUGAGCAUGCCUCAUUUUUUCUGUGACUAAAUGCUCACCAAGAGCAUAGAACACAGUUCUACCUUUAUGACUUAAUAGCAUAUGUGAGUUAAAUAUACAUAAACAUUGUAAAAUCUAUCCAAAUAGAAAGGUUCUGUUUAUAUGGAAAAAAAAUUAGCAUAAUCUUGAAUAAGUCAACUUAAAUAAAUCAACAGAAAUAAAGCGGCAAGAUUGAGAAUGGA
Molecule: messenger RNA, 3505 nt
Organism: Arvicanthis niloticus (Nile rat)
Lineage: Eukaryota; Metazoa; Chordata; Mammalia; Rodentia; Muridae
Gene: Ogn
Product: osteoglycin
Biological process (GO): bone development; articular cartilage development
Cellular component (GO): extracellular matrix
Molecular function (GO): protein binding
Source: RefSeq, a predicted model, not a curated record